AUGGCUGAUGUUUCUGAUCUAACAAUCCAAGGCUCGAAAUUUAAAGAAUGGAGUCUGAUAGAGGGAAUUUGCAAUGUGAGGUACCAGCAACAGUUGGUGGAGAAUCACACUAUAACUGGUCAAAAGAAGCUUAUGUUGUCCGUGACAUAUCGUAGAAAACGCUUGGUAGUUGCGUGCCGCGGACAGUCGCUUGAAUCUGAACCAAACGCUUAUGAACCCAAGAAUAUUUGGAAUUCAAUUAUAAAUUUUUUGGAUGCCUUUUAUAGGUUUUCAAGGCCUCACACAAUUAUAGGAACAGUUAACAUAGUUUCAUUUUCUUUACUUGUAGUGCAGAAGCUUUCAGAUUUUUCUCCUAUGUUUUUCACUGGAAUGUUAGAGGCCAUUAUUGCUGCUCUUAUCAUGAAUAUAUACAUCGUAGGUUUGAAUAAGAUAUCUGACAUAGAGAUAGACAAGGUCAAUAAACCAUAUCUUCCUCUCGCAUCUGGGGAAUAUUCUACUGGAACUGGUAUCUUCAUUGUUACGUCAUUUGCCAUAUUGAGUUUUUGGCUGUGGUCAGGUGGGUCAUGGCCCUUAUUCUAGGCUCUUUCUGUCAGCUUUGUGCUUAGUACAACAUAUUCCAUAAAUCUGCCUAAGUUGAGAUGGAAGAGAUAUGUUGUUGUUGCAGCAAUAUGUAUCCUCGUGGUUUGGGCUAUAAUUUUUCAAAUUGCAUUUUAUUUGUGUGUGACCUUGUAUUUUAUUUUAUUUUAUUUUUUUGGACGCAAAACUUCCUAUUCUGAAAAUGACAUUGACUUAGAGGUCGGAAAGGCCAUAACAGGUGCUUCAGUUUCCAAGGAAAUUGCUGAAAUUGAGGAAGUUUCAGGUGUGACUAAGAUACUUUCAUACAAUGUAUGUGUGGUUCAAAGAAGAAUUAGAGGUGCAUAA
Messenger RNA from Chenopodium quinoa (quinoa), 921 nucleotides. Its product is annotated as homogentisate phytyltransferase 1, chloroplastic-like. Gene Ontology annotation, cellular component: membrane. The record is from RefSeq and is a predicted model, not a curated record. Gene Ontology annotation, molecular function: transferase activity, transferring alkyl or aryl (other than methyl) groups. NCBI's taxonomy places the organism in Eukaryota, Viridiplantae, Streptophyta, Magnoliopsida, Caryophyllales, Amaranthaceae.